AUGGCAUUGAAUCCUUCUGACAAGAAGAGUGCAGGCUUGCUUGCAGGAGUUGAGCCUGGUGAUGUAAUGCAGAAGGGCAUCGACAUUUAUGCACCUGACUUGACCAUUGAGGACUUGUGGGGUAGUGCAAGUCCUCCCACAGGCGCAGCAUUGUUGGAUAGAGUUCUUCUCUUCUAUGGAGAUGGGACGCGCAAUGUCCCAUGGUUUUUCGAAGCUCCUGACGGACAACAACGACGGUGCAUUGAGCGAAGUCCAUUGAGCCGCGAAUUGCAAGAGGCUACAGUGCUGGCAUACCGUGACAGGAUUGUCAAGGAAUCAAUCAGUCAGGUCGCAGCAGGCCGCUGGGCUGGAACGUGGAAUCACAGAGCAGAAGCUGUGUAUCGUGCAGCCCAAGAGUUUGCUUCUCACGAGAAUGUGGCGCCAGUGCUGAAGAGGGGCCUUGUCCAUGUGAAAUUCGUGCAUUGGCGGAUACCAUCAAAAGUCUGGCAGCGAUUUAUAGUCACUCACAACAGCUUCCAUCAAGGCUCUGGCCAGAACUUUCAAGAGUAUUUGGAGGACGCCUUGAAUUGUGAGUCCGAGUGGGAAAGACAUGUGUCCAAGACUGGGAUGCACUCCUCCAACCCCAAGUACAGGCAGACAUAUCGCGAUUUUGCUUUGUCCCUGGCGCACAUGUUGCAGAACCGCUACCAGAUCUGGUUGGAGUGCAAGUCCUUCUGGAACAAGCAUGUGGACUACAUCUCGAAUGAAACAACCAUGGAACCCUUGGCUGUGAUCAACGCGAUGCAUUCCCUUGCGCUGCUGCUUGUUCCUAAAGCCACAAACAAUUCCUCUGGAGAACGGCUUCCAGGAUGGAAUUUCAAGAGUGCUGAACAUGAUGCCAGCAAAAUGAACUUGCUAAACCUCCCUAUGAGUGACAGCGCAGUUGUGAAGAAGCUGACUGUUGCCCCGACAAGGGAUGCUGGCAAGGGAAGUGGUCAUGAGGGAGAGAAUGGUGGUCAGGGUGUUCAGGCUGCUCCCUUUGCUUCCUCUUCAACUUCUUUGAAAAAGAGGGCGAUUCCACCCAAGAUUGAGGAGGAACUUCGGAAAUUGGGCAUUGACCCGGGCAUUCUUGGCAAAGGGUAUGAUUGCGGUGACAAUGAUGAAAUGAAGACCAAGAAGGCAAAGACCGAGCAUGAUCAGGUGGAUGAAUCAAUGCUGGAUGAUGAAGGUGCCGCAGGACAGCAAGGCAGUCGGGAUGUGGUUGUCUGA
Molecule: messenger RNA, 1248 nt
Organism: Durusdinium trenchii
Lineage: Eukaryota; Dinophyceae; Suessiales; Symbiodiniaceae
Source: the annotation of a GenBank genome assembly